GCCUCUGGAGGGCUUAUAUGCACAUGUGGGCGGAAAGGACUGUUCUUUGGCUAGUCCUGCAGCUGGAGACGGGGUGGCUUCAGGUGGGGGUUGGAGGGAGCACUCUGUCUAUUGAAAAGAUUCAGGAGGAUUUUACCAGGAGUGAAAGGUUUGAGUUAUAGGGAGUCACUGGAUAGAAUAAGAGAAUAAUAAUAGAAGGUAAACAGGAGGAUAGAGCAGGGAAACUGGCCCUUCAGCCCACAGACUCCGCACUGAUCAUCACCCAUUCACUCAUACUAAUCUCAGAUCUCAGAUCACUCACCACACAUUUCCGUCAACUCCCCAGACUCCCACCCUUAUUGACACACUCGGGGAAUUAACGCCAGACGAUUAACUCAAUUAGCUGAGAUAUGAGAGAGAAUUGGUGCAUCCGGGGGGGAAAUUCAUGCAGAUCAGAGGGAGUGGGAAGACCAGAUAAGCUGGAGUGAACGGACCAGGAUCUGAAAGAGGUUCAUAAAAUCACAAGGGGCACAGAUAACGUGGACAUCACAACAUAUAUGUGGGAAGGGACUGCAGAUGUUGAUUUAAACCGAAGAUGGACACAAAAAGUUGUGUAACUCAGCGGAUCAGACAGCCUCUCUAGAGAACAGGAAAUGGUUUCGGUACGUGAACCGGCUUCCGACUGAAAAAGGUCUCGACCUUAAAAAUCACCUGUUCCUUCUCACCAGAGAUGCUGUCUGCCCGCUGAGUUACUCUGGCUUUUGGUGUCAAUCACAAUAUAUGUCCCUGGGCAUGAGAGUGGGACGACAUAGAGGGCACAGGUUGAAGGUGAAAAUGCAAAGAUUUAAUAGGAACCUGAGACGUAACACACAGAGGGUAAUGGGUGCAUGGACAGAGCUGCCAGAGGAAGUGAUUGAGGCAGGUGCAGUAAAAGCAACAUUUAAAAGACAUCUGGACAGAUAAAUGAACAAGAAAGCUUUGGCCAGCAGGGUAGCAGCGACCUGCUGGCUACCCUGCUGAAAAUCACAUGCAAUCCUGCUGCAGAUUUAACUUUAUCCCCCCUCUGUUGCAGGACCGGUGCCCGUCCGUCUGGUGAAUGGGAACAACAUGUGCUCCGGGAGAGUGGAGGUCUAUCAUAACUCCACCUGGAGCACCGUCUGCGGCACGAGCUGGGAUAUCAAUGCAGGGAAUGUGGUCUGCAGGGUGUUGAACUGUGGGACGGCCCGGUCAGUAACAACAGCUGCUUCCUACGGAGAGGCCACUGGGAACAUCUGGCUAGAUGGGGUGAAGUGUAACGGGACAGAGCGUGCCCUCGACCAGUGUCCUGCCAGCCCAUGGGGGGUGAAUAACUGCACACGCGGAGAGUACGCUGGAGUCUCCUGCUCAGGGCCGGUGCCUGUCCGUCUGGUGAAUGGGAACAACAUGUGCUCCGGGAGAGUGGAGGUCUAUCAUAACUCCACCUGGGGCAUCGUCUGCGGCAGGAGCUGGGAUAUCAAUGCGGGGAACGUGGUCUGCAGGGUGUUGAACUGUGGGCCGGCCCGGUCAGUAACAACAGCUGUGUCCUACGGAGAGGCCACUGGGAACAUCUGGCUGGAUGGGGUGAAGUGUAAUGGGACAGAGCCUGCCCUCGACCAGUGUCCUGCCAGCCCAUGGGGUGUGAAUAACUGCACACGCGGAGAGUACGCUGUAGUCUCCUGCUCAGAUCUGCUGCCCGUCCGUCUGGUGAAUGGGAACAACAUGUGCUCCGGGAGAGUGGAGGUCUAUCAUAACUCCACCUGGGGCACCGUCUGCAACAGGAGCUGGGAUAUCAAUGCGGGGAAUGUGAUCUGCAGGGUGUUGAACUGUGGGACGGCCCGGUCAGUACCAACAGCUGUCUCCUACGGAGAGGCCACUGGGAACAUCUGGCUGGAUGAAGUGACGUGUAACGGGACAGAGCCUGCCCUUGACCAGUGUCCUGCCAGCCCAUGGGGGGUGAAUAACUGCACACACGGAGAGUACGCUGAAGUCUACUGCUCAGGUCCGGUGCCCGUCCGUCUGGUGAAUGGGAACAACAUGUGCUCCGGGAGAGUGGAGGUCUAUCAUAACUCUACCUGGGGCACCGUCUGCGGCAGGAGCUGGGAUAUCAAUGCGGGGAACGUGGUCUGCAGGGUGUUGAACUGUGGGCCGGCCCGGUUAGUAACAACUGCUGUAUCUAACGGAGAGGCCACUGGGAACAUCUGGCUGGAUGGGGUGAAGUGUAACGGGACAGAGCCUGCCCUCGACCAGUGUCCUGCCAGCCCAUGGAGGGUGAAUAAUUGCACACACGGAGAGUACGCUGAAGUCUCCUGCUCAGGUCCGGUGCCCGUCCGUCUGGUGAAUGGGAACAACAUGUGCUCCGGGAGAGUGGAGGUCUAUCAUAACUCCACCUGGGGCACCCUCUGCAGCAGGAGCUUUGAUAUCAAUGCGGGAAACGUGGUCUGCAGGGUGUUAAACUGUGGGACGGCCCGGUUAGUAACAACUGGUGCAUUCUACGGAGAGUCUACUGGGAACAUCUGGCUGAAUGGGUUGAAGUGUAACGGUUCAGAGCCUGCCCUCGACCAGUGUUAUGCCAGCCCAUGGGGGGUGAAUAACUGCAACCACAGUGAGGAGGCUGGAGUCUCCUGUUCAGGACCGGUGCCCGUCCGUCUGGUGAAUGGGAACAACAUGUGCUCCGGGAGAGUGGAGGUCUAUCAUAACUCUACCUGGAGCACCGUCUGCGGCAAGAGCUGGGAUAUCAAAGCGGGGAACGUGGUCUGCAGGGUGUUGAACUGUGGGCCAGCCCGGUUAGUAACAACUGCUGUCUCCAACGGAGUGGUCACUGGGAACAUCUGGCUAGAGGGGGUGAAGUGUAACGGGACAGAGCCUGCCCUCGACCAGUGUCCUGCCAGCCCAUGGAAGGUGAAUAAUUGCACACACGGAGAGUACGCUGAAGUCUCCUGCUCAGGGCCGGUGCCCGUCCGUCUGGUGAAUGGGAACAACAUGUGCUCCGGGAGAGUGGAGGUCUAUCAUAACUCCACCUGGGGCACCGUCUGCGGCAGGAGCUGGGAUAUCCAUGCGGGGAACGUGGUCUGCAGGGUGUUGAACUGUGGGACGGCCCGGUCAGUACCAACAGGUGCAUUCUACGGAGAGGCCACUGGGAACAUCUGGCUGGAUGGAGUGAAUUGUAACGGGACAGAGCCUGCCCUCGACCAGUGUCCUGCCAGCCCAUGGAGGGUGAAUAACUGCACACACGGAGAGUACGCUGGUGUCUCCUGCUCAGGUCCGGUGCCCGUCCGUCUGGUGAAUGGGAACAACAUGUGCUCCGGGAGAGUGGAGGUCUAUCAUAACUCUACCUGGGGCACCGUCUGCGGCAGGAGCUGGGAUAUCAAUGCGGGGAACGUGGUCUGCAGGGUGUUGAACUGUGGGAUGGCCCGGUUAGUAACAACUGCUGUAUCUAGCGGAGAGGCCACUGGGAACAUCUGGCUGGAUGGGGUGAAGUGUAACGGGACAGAGCCUGCCCUCGACCAGUGUACUGCCAGCCCAUGGGGGGUGAACAAUUGCACACACGGAGAGUACGCGGAAGUCUCUUGCUCAGGUCCGGUGCCCGUCCGUCUGGUGAAUGGGAACAACAUGUGCUCCGGGAGAGUGGAGGUCUAUCAUAACUCCACCUGGGGCACCGUCUGCAGCAGGAGCUUUGAUAUCAAUGCGGGAAACGUGGUCUGCAGGGUGUUAAACUGUGGGACGGCCCGGUUAGUAACAACUGGUGCAUUCUACGGAGAGUCUACUGGGAACAUCUGGCUGAAUGGGUUGAAGUGUAACGGUUCAGAGCCUGCCCUCGACCAGUGUUAUGCCAGCCCAUGGGGGGUGAAUAAUUGCAACCACAGUGAGGAGGCUGGAGUCUCCUGUUCAGGACCGGUGCCCGUCCGUCUGGUGAAUGGGAACAACAUGUGCUCCGGGAGAGUGGAUGUCUAUCAUAACUCCACCUGGAGCACCGUCUGCGGCAAGAGCUGGGAUAUCAAAGCGGGGAACGUGGUCUGCAGGGUGUUGAAUUGUGGGACGGCCCGGUUAGUAACAACUGCUGUCUCCAACGGAGUGGCCACUGGGAACAUCUGGCUAGAGGGGGUGAAGUGUAACGGGACAGAGCGUGCCCUCGACCAGUGUCCUGCCAGCCCUUGGAAGGUGAAUAAUUGCACACACGGAGAGUUCGCUGAAGUCUCCUGCUCAGGUCCGGUGCCCGUCCGUCUGGUGAAUGGGAACAACAUGUGCUCCGGGAGAGUGGAGGUCUAUCAUAACUCCACCUGGGGCACCGUCUGCGGCAGGAGCUGGGAUAUCAAUGCGGGGAACGUGGUCUGCAGGGUGUUGAAAUGUGGGACGGCCCGGUCAGUAACAACAGCUGUCUCCUACGGAGAGGCCACUGGGAACAUCUGGCUGGAUGGGGUGACGUGUAACGGGACAGAGCCUGCCCUCGACCAGUGUCCUGCCGGGCCAUGGGGGGUGAAUAACUGCACACACGGAGAGUACGCUGGAGUCUCCUGCUCAGGUCCGGUGCCCGUCCGUCUGGUGAAUGGGAACAACAUGUGCUCUGGGAGAGUGGAGGUCUAUCAUAACUCCACCUGGGGCACCGUCUGCGGCAGGAGCUGGGAUAUCAAUGCAGGGAACGUGGUCUGCAGGGUGUUGAACUGUGGGACGGCUCAGACAGUACCAACUGGUGCAUUCUACGGAGAGACCACUGGGAACAUCUGGCUGGAUGGGGUGAAGUGUAAUGGGACAGAACCUGCCCUCGACCAGUGUCCUGCCAGCCCAUGGGGUGUGAAUGACUGCAUCCACAGUGAGGACGCUGGAGUCUCCUGCUCAGGUCCAGUGCCCGUCCGUCUGGUGAAUGGGACCAACAUGUGCUCCGGGAGAGUGGAGGUCUAUCAUAACUCCACCUGGGUCACCGUCUGCGGCAAGAGCUGGGAUAUCAAUGCGGGGAACGUGGUCUGCAGAGUGUUGAACUGUGGGACGGCCCGGUUAGUAACAAAAGCUGUCUCCAACGGAGAGGCCACUGGGAACAUCUGGCUGGGUGAAGUGAUGUGUAACGGGACAGAGCCUGCCCUCGACCAGUGUCCUGCCAGACCAUGGAUAGUGAAUAACUGCAUACACGGAGAGUACGCUGGAGUCUCCUGCUCAGGACGCAUCAAGAACUUGGCUCAGAAACGCUGCUUCACGGACACAGACCUGCAGAAAACACGGGUCGCUGGAAUGAUCGAGUUCACCCUGGUUGGCAGUGAGCUCUAUCCAUCCGAUCCAGAGGUCACCGAGGCAUUGGAGCAACUGAUUAAUUCCCUGCUGUCAUCCAUCCCAGGAAACCGUGUCCUUGACAGCCAAGUGAACCCAGAGAGGAGGCGGAAGAGAGGCGCCUGAGCUGAGGUCACACCCCGUGGCGUUGAAUGUGCAGGAUGUCCCCACCACAACUGAGUUGGAGUCCCACAGGGAACCCCAGCCACUGCCCCUCCACACCAGUGGUGUGUCACUGCAACAGCUUCACGCACCCACACACUAGUGCCUGCAUCCAACUCCUCGCUCUGCCUUUUCGCCUCCUGCUCUGUAACUCGUGAAGGCCACAACGACUUCCACAGAACUGUACAGAACACGUACACACCCUUUGGCCCAUUGUAUCUCUGGCAAUUUGAAGUCACAUUUGCCUACACUUGAUCUGUAUCCAUAUACAUCCAUCCUCUGUCUGUUUGUGUAUGAGUGCCUCAUAUUUGUAUCAGCCACUGUGACAGCUUACAUGUUACACGAUGUGAGGCUUCCAGGACUGUUGUUCCUGAUAGGACAAGGGGCUGCAAAAGCUGUGUCUGUGAUGUACACACAGGUGUGAGUGGCCACAGGCAAUUUAACCGAUAUGGCUUUCAUCCUGGAUGGCUGUAUACAAAGGGCAUCAAUCAUCCAACAUAUAGAUAAUGAAGCUUGGUUUUCAGCAGUAUAUUCUGUGUCUGUUCUGUCAGAGUGUAGACACAAAAUGCUGGAGUAAGUCAGCGGGUCAGACAUCAUCUCUUUAGAAGACGUUUCGGGUCAAGACUCUUCUUCAGACUGAGAUUGAGGGGAAAGGGAAAUGAGAGAUGUAAUCUAUGAUAAGGUCAAAAAUAUUAUACACCUUGGCCGGAGACCCCCUAGAUUUUGAGGCCCUAGGCAUCAGCCUAUCAAGCCUAUAGGUAAAUCUGGCACUAGUUGUAGACGGUGAUGUAGAGAGAUACAGAACAAAUGAAUGAAAGCUAUGCAAAAAAAAGGAACGAUGAUAACGGAAACAAGCCAUUGUUAGCUGUUUGAUAGAUGAGAAUGAGUACAGACUCAACAAGAUAACUUUGAAUUCUACAUUUGUUCCAUAUCUCACGACAUCACCAUCUAUAUCUCUUGGUUUCCUUUCCCCUGACUCAGUCUAAAGAAUGGUCUCGACCCGAAACAUCACUUAAUCCUUUUCUCCAGAGAUGCUGCCUUCCUGCUGAGUUACUCCAGCUUAUAGUGUCUAUCUUCAGUUUAAACCAGCAUCUGCAGUUCCUUCCUGCACGUUGUAAGAGUGUUAGUCCAGUGUCUUUAGUCCUUUAGUUACAUUUCCAUAGUUUCUAUGUUUUGCUAGCUAUGAUAUGUUCAGUUUUUAAUUAAGAUUUGCAGAUAUUUUAAUGCAUUGGUCUGAUGCCGUAUAACAUUGUGGAUGAAUAAAAAGUUUAAAAACGCUAA
Molecule: messenger RNA, 6696 nt
Organism: Leucoraja erinaceus (little skate)
Lineage: Eukaryota; Metazoa; Chordata; Chondrichthyes; Rajiformes; Rajidae
Product: deleted in malignant brain tumors 1 protein-like
Exons: 16
Coding region: 1087-5379 (1430 amino acids)
Cellular component (GO): membrane
Source: RefSeq, a predicted model, not a curated record